AUGGGCGGCGGCCUCAGCCCCCCAGUAGCUCUUCUCAUCCAGUGGGCUACAGAUCGAGUCCGUUAUCCAUAUGGCGAGAGGCAUAGUCUCUUCAUCGUCGUCUUGAUGGCCACGCUGCUUGCUAUGACGCUAGUAGUCGUGGCCCCGAUCCUGCUCGUCUACGAUGCUUGUCACGCCUUCGGCUAUUUCCUUUACGGCCUCGAUCGCCAUGCGUGGGAGGUAACGGUUUCCCAAGCCGUUGACGUCCGUAUCAUUACCUGGACGAUUGCCCUUACCUACAUGCUUAUCACGGCGCUGGUCAAGAUUUCCAUUCUCAUCUUCUACCGCCGCUUGAGCAAAGGCACCUUUACGACGUCGUGGAUGUGGACCGUCCGCAUCUUUAUUCUUUUCGUUGCUUCUCUCGCCGUUUCGUUCACGAUUCUAUUAUGCGUCGGGUGCCGGCCACUCGAUGCUUUCUGGCAUAAGAUGGAUUUCAUAUGGGCUCUGCAAAACAACUACACGUGCAUUGAUGAGGCCGCCAACUUCAUUACUUACGCCGUCAUCAACGUCAUCACGGAUGCAGCGGUCUGCAUCCUGCCGCUGCUCGUCGUGUCCCGCCUACAGAUGCCCCGCAAGCAGAAGUGGGCUGUGGGCGCGCUCUUUGGCAUCGGCUUCUUCCUCUGCGUCUGCGGCGUCAUGCGCUUGGUGUGGAUGUACAUCACCUACUACAAGACCUACGACACCACCUGGACCGCCACCUACAUCUGGUCCUGGACGCUGGUCGAGACGCAUUUCUCCAUCAUAUGCGCGUCAGCGCCGGCGCUGAACAUCUUCUUCCGCCGCAUUCUGCAGCCCACGCACGCCUCGGACAGCGACGCUUCCCACCAGCGCAAAGCGUUGGACAAUUUCGGCAGCUGCUCCAACCGUAGCGGACGUGCUGGACCCAGUCACGGCAACGGCGAUGUCGAGAGCGGCAUAUACAUGGCUGACAUGCUUGCCUAUAAGGCGGCCAAGGCCGAAGCGGAGAGGGAUGACCCGGUCUUUUCGAUGCGGGAGAGCGAGGCCAAGAGAGAAUCCAUGGCCAUCUGCCGGGAAGUCGAUGAGGCGGCAAGUGACGGUGAUGAGCAGGGAAUUGAAGAGCAAUCAAGAAAGAGCAGCAGGGGAAGCAGGGGAAGCACGGAAAGCAUACUGGAGACCCAUGUUGCGAUAGGAUUUCAUGAAUGA
Messenger RNA from Diplodia corticola, 1203 nucleotides. RefSeq lists its product as uncharacterized. The transcript is spliced from 4 exons. Bases 1 to 1203 code for a protein of 400 amino acids. The record is from RefSeq and is a predicted model, not a curated record. Lineage: Eukaryota; Fungi; Ascomycota; Dothideomycetes; Botryosphaeriales; Botryosphaeriaceae.